AUGCCUAGCAAGAUGCAGGUUGAGCCCAAGCCAUCCGAGUUUGAGGUUGAGGAUAAGCCGUGGAAGUACAUCGGCUAUCCAGUCUACGCGGACUUCCUCGCUUCGGACAAUGAUCUCUUGGUCUUCCGCCGUUUUGGCGUGCUCGGUGCGCGGGUCGCGCUUGGCAUGCAAGACGAGCUGGUCAGCCUGGAGACCAAACUUCGGGCCCUCGACAAGCAGCACGCCUCUGUCUAUGGGCCGGCUGUGAACAACGGAAGUCUUCGCGAUGAUAUCCCAGAGAGGGCCGCACUCCUAGCCCAGAUCGGCGAUGCCUUGCCGAAGUACACCGAGCAGGCAUACAUCUUUGACGAGGCCGAGGACCUCGUGAGUCUCGUCGAAAGGGAGACCACGCCCCUGCGCUCGGCGGUCGAUGGCUCCCUGCGCCUGCGCACCUGGUGGGGCUGGCUAGACAAGGGCCGUACCGACAACGUCGCGGAGCACGAUGUGGGUGUCAUCUCGUACUACUCUGACGACCGAAUCGACCUGUUCGUGUCGGUGGCCAUUGUAUUUGUCGGCAUCGCCAUGCUCAUCAUCCCCAUCUGGAUCCUGCGCUGCCUGUCAGACCAGGACAUGAUGCUUGUCGUCAUUACCGUCUUCAUCCUCGUCUUUCUAGGCGUGCUGUCGUUCUUCAUGGCGACUAAGCCCUUUGAGGCCUUGGGCGCUACUGCAGCAUAUGCUGCCGUCCUUAUGGUUUUCCUGCAGGUUGGAAGCGAGAAUUAG
Molecule: messenger RNA, 759 nt
Organism: Microdochium trichocladiopsis
Lineage: Eukaryota; Fungi; Ascomycota; Sordariomycetes; Xylariales; Microdochiaceae
Exons: 3
Coding region: 1-759 (252 amino acids)
Source: RefSeq, a predicted model, not a curated record